UUUCUCAGUUUCCUUUUAGUGGGUUGGGAUGGAUGACCCCAAUUAAGGGCUGAAGUUUCUCGUCAUUGCAGAUCAGGUAGAAGUGGCAUUGUCGUAAUAUGUCAUCAAGAAUGAGGGUAUCCAAGAACCGAGGAGGCUUGUGAAAGCUUUGAACAUGCACAGACAUCGCCAGAACUUCUAAACAUCCUCCCCUUUAUCCCCCCCACAAAAGAUCCAAGGCCAUCAUAACCGAUUCACUCAAGCACCAGAAGGUCUCCAAGAACGACUGCAAGAGGCCAUGGGAGAGAGAGAGAAGGAGAAGAACAAGAAGCACAAGAAGCAGAAGCACCAGCACCCCAAUGACCAAACUCAAUCCACAGCGACAAAGCCGGCAUCGGAUUUCUCGUUCAAGCCCAGUUCCGAAGUAAAGGGCCUCCGGUUCGGCAGCCAAUUCAUCGUGAAGUCGUUCACAAUCCGAAGAGCGAGGCCUCUCGAGCUCCUGAAAGUCCUGUCCUUUCCGCCAACCAAUAAGGCCAGCAACAGCAAACUGCCUUUCCCUUCCACAACAGCCUAUUUGCCUACGAAUUUCACCAUACUCGCGCACCACGCCUGGCACACACUGACGCUUGGCCUCGGCACGAAAAAGUCGAAGGUGCUGGUAUUCGUGUUCGAAUCGGAGAGCUUGAAGUCCGGCGUGGACCGGAUGUGGCCGCCAGAGAUUCCUCUAGGGGAAGUGAACAAGAAGCUCAUCCGGGGCCUGAACGGGUGUGAGAUGGCCCGGUUCAAAUUCAGAAAAGGGUGCAUCACGUUCUAUGUUUAUGCGGUCCGUCGCGUGGGAAGCGUGGGGUUCGGUUGCGCCGAUGAUCUCAGGAUAAUUUUGCAGUCCGUGGUCGACCUCAAGGACUUCUUGGAUCACACUGCUAUAUUGGCCAUGCCUAAUCAGAGGAGCAUCAGCUUUUCCCCUCCUGUCGCCAUGGCUCACUAGUGGCUCCUGCUCAUCUGCAACCAAAAAACCGCAAUCACUGUUGCCGUUGUCGAUAUUUCCAUCGCUCCGGGUGAUCAAUCUGUUCUUGUUCCCUAGAAUGUUUGAGCUGACUAUAUUUCUGAGGAUAGUGGUGUUGUAAUUUUUGGGGAAAUUGGUUUAUUCGUUUGAACAUCAUGCAUGCUUUUCGUUCUGUUCUACUAGAUUUCACAUAGUUGAGAAUGUAAUAUGAAAUUUUUGUUUC
Eucalyptus grandis is the source of this 1205-nucleotide messenger RNA. RefSeq lists its product as uncharacterized. Bases 278 to 964 code for a protein of 228 amino acids. The transcript has 2 exons. NCBI's taxonomy places the organism in Eukaryota, Viridiplantae, Streptophyta, Magnoliopsida, Myrtales, Myrtaceae. The record is from RefSeq and is a predicted model, not a curated record.